AUGAAGUACUCUGCAGCCACACUCCUCCUUCUGGCAAGCAGUGCCUUGGCCAUUCUAAUGAGUAAUGCAAACAUGGUCCCUGGAAAGCGUGAUAUAUCUGCUACUGAAAUCCAGAGCAGCCAGGAUGAUGCGUCUGUCGACCAGAAGUUCUAUCUUGAUCCUAUCGUUGGCUGGCUUUAUGGACCCGACAAGCCCGAUCGCUUCAUGACCGAGAACAUGGACGACUAA
This is a messenger RNA of Aspergillus viridinutans, 228 nucleotides long. RefSeq lists its product as uncharacterized. Bases 1 to 228 code for a protein of 75 amino acids. The transcript is spliced from 2 exons. The record is from RefSeq and is a predicted model, not a curated record. Lineage: Eukaryota; Fungi; Ascomycota; Eurotiomycetes; Eurotiales; Aspergillaceae.